Messenger RNA from Closterium sp. NIES-67, 2022 nucleotides. The record is from the annotation of a GenBank genome assembly. Lineage: Eukaryota; Viridiplantae; Streptophyta; Zygnematophyceae; Desmidiales; Closteriaceae.
UGCAUGAUGAAACCAUGUCAUUCCCACUAGGUCCGUCAGUGUUGCGCGUUGAGCUUUGCUAGUCUGCGCUAAGAGCGACGCCAAGGAGUCAAGCUUUUGCUAGCGAGAGCUCGGCGAAAUCCUGAAAGCACGGCGGACAUCCGAAAAUGACCGCUGCAUAAUUCAACCCACAACCUUUUCUCUCAACUUGAAGCUUGAAGCAAAAUGGCAGCACGACUAAAACGUUCAGGAGUCAGUAGCAGCAGUAUGAUCGCACCCCUUCUCCCCUUCCUCCUCCUCCUCCUCAUCCUUCCACGGUGUCCACGCGGCGCCAUCGCCGCGGUUGGCGGCGCCCGACCCUCGAUCGUCGAUGCUCUUCUCGCCGCCACUCGCCCGUUGCGCCGCGCCGCCGGCGGCGGCGGCGGAGUUUCCGCCCGGCGGGCGCUUCAAUCCGCGGAUUGCACGGGGGAUUCCCAGCCCUGCCCCUCCGGCAUUGGCGGGUGCGUCGACAACGCGCGGAUCUGCGACGGCGUCAGCGACUGUCGCGACGGCAGCGACGAAGACUACAACCUGUGUAACCCGACGUCAGACGGCAGCUCGGAUCUAUGGCAGGAGUGCUACGAGGAGCAGGGGAAUUUUUACUGCCCCAGCGGCGGCGGGUGCAUGCACGAGUCGCAGGUGUGCGACGGGAAGCCGGACUGCGCGGACGGCAGCGACGAGUCGUUCGAGUUCUGCCGCAAUUUCGACUGCGAAAUCGUGAAGAAGACCUUCUGCCCCACGCUGACGGGCUGCAUGCCCCCCGGCGGCGAGUGCAACGGCGUGGUCGACUGCGCGGACGGCAGCGACGAGGGCCGGGUGUGCCGCGCCGGGUAUCAAGACGACACAAACUACUGCGGGGAUCAGGGUCUGGAGCAGUGCCCCAACGACCGAUACGCGUGCUUGGUCCAGCAGGACUACUGCGAUGGCAUUCCCAACUGCCAUGAUGGGUACGAUGAGGCCAACUGCCAGAACCACGUGUGCACGUGGGGCAUGAUCCAGUGCCCCAAGACUUUCUACUGCGUGUGGGGCACGCUCUGUGACGGCGUGCAGGACUGCUAUGCGAAGGGCGAGGCGGAGGACGAGGAUAAGGCGUUCUGUAAGGCGUACACUUGCCCAGAUGGGUUCAAGAAGUGCGCGGACGGGCUGCAGUGCGUGGCCGAGGGGCUGUUCUGCGAUGGGACGGUGAAUUGUAACGAUGGGAGUGACGAAGGGGCGGCGUGCGCUGUGGACUCCACCCCUCCUGGUGGCGGCAGCGCCAACCCCCCUGCUCCUCCUCCUCCCCCUGACACUGGGUCCGGCUCAUCCUCUGGAUCAUCUGGGUCAACCGGGUCAACUGGGUCAACUGGUUCAUCUGAAACAUCCGGAGGCCCUAUUGUGCUGACUCCACAGGAGGUGGCCAGGCAAAAGAAGGAAGCAGCAUCAAAACGGGCGGCUGCUCUUGCUGCUAAGAAGCAGAUGGUUGCAGCCAAGAAGGCCGCAGUGGAGGAAAGGAGGAAGAAGAGGGAGGCGAAAGCGGCGGCGAUUGCUGAGAAGAAGCGGAAGCAGCAAGAGAAAGCGGCGGCGAUUGCGGAGAAGAAGAGGCUGCAAGCUGCGAAGGCUGCUGCUAUUGCUGAGAAGAAGAGGAAGCAGGAAGAGAAGGCUGCUGCCAUUGCUGAGAAGAAAAGGAAGGAGGAGGAAAGGGCUGCUGCAAUCGCAGCUAAGAAGAAGAAGCAGGAGGAGAAGGCGGCUGCAAUCGAGGCUAAGAAGAAGAAGCAGGCUGAGAAGGUGGCUGCGAUCGAGGCCAAGAAUAAGCGAGAGGCCGCAAGGGCAGGAGGUGUGACCAAAUAGGGAGGAACAGCUACAAACACAGAUAGGAAUCUUUUGUACCGUACCAGAGCCCUAGGAUAUUCACAAUGCUAAGUCCUUGUAACUGAGUGCUUGAUAGCACAGCGGAAGUCUUGAGUUGAACCCUUGUACUCGUAUAUGAGGACAAGUGAUUGAUUAUAACAAAGAGAUACAAGGUUU